AUGUGACCUCGUUUGACAGCUCGUAUGUAAAUAAAAACUCGUGUGCUGUGCUGUAAAUUUUAGCUUUCUGAAAUUCUGAGCUGUAGUUACAAAUUUAAAUUUCAAAGCUUGCGUGAUUCCUUGCCAACGGAAGACCACGGAUAGAUUGUCACAAGGCUUUGAAUGCAAUCUCCCAAAAUGUUCUCUCGUGUUAGUUUUUAUCCAACUUUGAUGUACAACAUUUUUAUGGAGAAAGUGUCCUCCAGAAGAUGGUAUGACAGAAUUGACGAGACCGUAAUACUGGGUGCUCUACCAUUUAAGAGUGUUACCAAAGACCUCAUCACCAAAGAGAAUGUUAAAGGAGUGGUAUCAAUGAAUGAAGAUUAUGAGCUGCUCUUUUGCAACACAGCAGAGGAAUACAAGAAAAAUGGAAUUGAGUUUUUGCAAUUACCAACGAUUGACAUAUUUGCAGCCCCUUGUCAAGACAAAUUGGCGAAAGGUGUGAAGUUCAUUGAUUCUAUCAAAGAAACCAAGAAUGGGAGCGUUUAUGUUCAUUGUAAAGCAGGACGAACUCGAAGCGCAACUUUAGUCGGUUGUUAUCUUAUUAAGAAGAAUAACUGGAAUCCUCAACAAGCAGUGGACUUCAUGAAAAGCAAACGAUCACAUAUCUUACUUGGACCUAAGCAAUGGCAAGCUAUGGAUAUCUUCUACAGCAGUAUACAUUCCAGUUGAGACGUGAAAAUUUCAGUCAAAAUUUAAAGAGUGCACCUAUCUAAUUCUACAGACUCAAGAGAGUUUUUUGGUUUGUGCUUUUUAAAAAAGAAGCUCUCUUUUCUGACAACCCCAAAUACUCAUGAAAAAAAAUCCGACAAAUCAACCUUUGGUGGUGACUGAGCUGCUCAUACAUUGUUCCACCCAAAUCCAAUUUAAAACUGUAAAAUGGCUUUCCUAACAUCCACAUAUCAUGUUGUCGCAUGACCAGAGGUAAAUAAUCUUUAUACUAUGACAUUGAUACGUUUUCAGGUAUUUGAUUGACAAAGACCCUUAUAUUGUCCUAAUUUUUCACUAAGUAAUUAAUUUUCAUUACUGAAGGAUUUUUGAUUGAUCUUACAGUUGAUUUAGGAGAUCAGGAUUUCAAAACUCAUUUUAAACGUCUCUCUUCCACAAUUUAUCUCAAUUUUAUUCAUCACUCUCUUUUUUUGGCCAUUUUUAAGUUUUUACAUUAUAUUUCUGUUGUUAUCUCUGUAUGAACUUAACUCGAACUGAUUUUUAUAACCUGAUUCCAAAUUGCUUGUGAAAAUAUUGAACUUCUUGUUGUUUACACGUUGUCCAUUUUCUGUAAAACCUUUCACAUUUUGUCAUUUUUUGUAACUCUCUUGAAAAUUCCUGUACUCUAAUCAAUAUGAUGAAGUAAGAGUACCUUUUGUAAUCCAUGAAUCAUGAAAUUUUAACUCAAUUUGUAAAGAGUCUGAUAUUACUAUAAAUUAUACUAGUAAUUUUAGAUUUUUGUUGUGAUAAAAUUACAUUUUUAAAUUUUGAAGGGAAAGGGUUGUUUGCAACUUUUCUAAAUAUAUUCCAUUGAGGAGUCUCACACUUUUCAUGUAUAGGUAACUUCUGUUUUGUAGUCAAAAUAAUGCUUUCUCCAAAUUUGAAGGUUAACUGCUGUAAGAUUAAUGUUUAUAAACCAAUCUGAAAAACACUCUUACCUACUGACCUAAUUUCCCAUCGCAAUAGUAAAAAAAUAUCAUGUCCUUACCUAUUAAUACAAUUGACUUUUUUCUAUACUUUGCCUACACAUCUAAAACUUUUCUAAGUGCCUUCCAUUUUGAGGAAUGUAUAAUGAUCAGAAUGUUGUUUGAAGUAUUAUGUACAUACUGGCUUUAUACAGUCAACUCACAGUUAAGAGUUUUGUAAAACAUUGUGCCAAAGAAUCAAUGUGUUGUUACAUAUUUUAUUCUAAUUAAUAAGGUAUUAUAAGUAAUUUAUUCAUUUUAGGUAGGUUUGGUAAGACUGAUGAAUUCUAGAUUUACUCUCAGUGUUUUGACUGCUGAGGGUUCCAUGUGCUUAAAAAUCGAGCUUUGGCGCUUAGAAAAAUUGAUGCACUGUGUCAAUUUUUUUUAACUGACAAUGGUGAUUGUGAUGCAGCAGCGGCAAUCUCAACGUACUGUGCGCUGCGCAGCUUAAGAAUUAGGAGACCAAAAAACAGGACAGAGAGCCAAAGUGAAACAGCAUAGCGUAUGUAAAAAGUUAAUUUGGCCCCUAAAAAAUUUAAGAUGGCUCCUGGCAAAAAACUGAUCACUCUACAGUAAUUCAAACAGUAACACACUCUUUACUCUGAGUAUCUUUGGUGAGGUACUCUUUUGAUAAAGUCAUAGGUGCAUUUCAUAAAAGAUGAAGUAAGUAUCUUGCUAGAGCAUAUAAGACUUUUUUAAUGUUAAAGGUGAUUUGUCAGAGGAAUAAAUGGCACUGCAUAGUAGUUCAUGACGGUACGUUAGUCUCUAUCAAAACCGUCGGAGAAGAAAGACAGUCUUCGUGCUCCAGUUUUUCCCUCCUCUCACAUGUUUUUUUUUAUAUAUAUAUUUUUUUCAAUUAGGAAAAUUAUAAAAAUAAAAUUAAAAGUAAUGAAAAUAAUUGAAUUUCUGACCAUUAAGCUACAGUGUGGCAUAUCAUGGCAGCAUGAUGGUCAGAAAUUCAAUUCUUUUCAUUACUUUUAAUUUUAUAUUUGCUGCUUCUCCAAGCAUGUUUAAAUAAAGAAAAUUAUAGGAUAUAUUUUAUAUUCUAAUGAAAGCUUUUAGAAUAAGUUCUUAAAAAUAUUACAUUAAAUAAUGUAUAAAAAACACAGGAAACUAGGAGUGUUUUCUCAUGAAAAGUAUUAUGAGGGGGGAAAUCAAGACACUAUGACCAACUUUCACCCUGAGAUUCCCUUGUAAAGCGCAGAUGGCUUUCUUUUACUUUCAGGUGCACAACUUGUCUUAUAAUUUAAAUGAUUGUUAAAUUGCUAUUUUAAAUAAAAUUUCAUAGCAUGCAAAUUUUCAACGGACUUGUAGAGCACCUAAAUUUUGAUGAUGAAAGUCACAAAUCUAGCGCUUUGAUUGCAAUGUUUCAAAAUCUCUGUUGUUGUUCUGUUUUUGCAAAGAAAAAACCAAUAAGUUGCACUAUUUCAAAUCCAUGCAAAUUAUUUUUUAGCGAACAAUUUCAAAAAAAAAAAAAGUAAAUCUUUCAAGGAAUAAUGUUGUUGGCGCUCUGUUGAAAAAGUAAAAUGUGGCAAGAAAUCUGCAAUACCACAAAUUGAGGUACGAGGUUUGCAACUUUUCCAAUCGAUUACCAUCAAUUUACCUAGCAAAGUUUUAAAAAUAGUCCGUGAUAUCCAGGAUAUGCAUGUUUAACAUUCAAUUUUCAUUUUUAUUAUUAAUUUUGUUCAAAGUUCUAAAUUUUAAUUUUUUGAAAAAUUUGAGAAAUAGAAUUUUAUUUACCUUGAA
This is a messenger RNA of Bemisia tabaci, 3458 nucleotides long. RefSeq names its product protein tyrosine phosphatase, mitochondrial 1 (gene PTPMT1). Gene Ontology annotation, molecular function: phosphoprotein phosphatase activity; phosphatidylglycerophosphatase activity; phosphatidylinositol-4,5-bisphosphate 5-phosphatase activity. NCBI's taxonomy places the organism in Eukaryota, Metazoa, Arthropoda, Insecta, Hemiptera, Aleyrodidae. Gene Ontology annotation, biological process: protein dephosphorylation. The record is from RefSeq and is a predicted model, not a curated record.